UGAUCGGCGCAGGAUGUGGCCUCGCGGUGACGUCAGGGCCAGAUGUUUCCCCAGACCACGCCCCGCAGGGGUCCGGGCCACUCCGAGCAGCGAUAACGGGGAGAGCUUAUUCCGCUGUCACCGCGCCAUGCAGGGGCUGGGGAAGCCGCGUCGUUAUCGUGUGACGCGCUCGAAAACGCAGCAUUAAUUCACGCUCCAAGCAACAGGCUGCCGGUGCCGGGAUCUAUCUGCUCGUCUUUUCCUUCUUCCAUUGGACUUCAGCGCUUUUUUGAUCUAAGGACAAGCUGGGCGUGAUCGUCACGAACGGGAAGGAAAAGUGCCUUUUUCUCACCUCUUCUGUUUGGAUUUCUUUUUGGACUUAUGAAAAAUGGCAACGGCAGCAUACGUGGAUCAUUUUGCAGCAGAAUGCCUUGUUUCUAUGUCCAGUCGUGCUAUUAUCCAUAGUCCCAAAGGGGAGACUGAUCCCCAGCCUGAUGUCACAAUGUGUCCUUCGUCGAAUGGAGAGGAGAAGUGGGAAGUCAGAGAGACUGGGAAGGACAAUGGAUCGUCGCUGAUGGUGGUAGCCAGCAUUUUAGCAGAUCUGAACCAGCACGUCCCAAACUCACCCGCUCUCAAAAGGGAAAAAACAGAGACCUUUGAUAUCACAGAAAAAAUACACAUUUCUAUCACUCCUAAGGAGUUUGGGGAAGAAAGUGUGUCUUCGGCUAGUAAGCGUGGAGGAGGAAAAGCAACCACACCUACUAGCCUGGCUGCAGUAACUGAGCCAAGCCCAAGACAAAAGAACAAACGCGGGAGAAGCUGGACUGACCCUGGAUCACCCCAGAAAAAGCACAAAUGCCACUAUGUGGGGUGUGAAAAAGUUUAUGGCAAAUCUUCCCAUCUUAAAGCUCAUCUAAGGACCCACACAGGUGAGCGGCCUUUUGAAUGCAGCUGGCAGGAAUGCAACAAGAAGUUUGCUCGCUCUGAUGAACUGGCCCGCCAUUACCGCACUCACACUGGAGAAAAGAAGUUCAGCUGCCCUCUCUGCGAGAAACGCUUCAUGCGCAGCGACCAUCUGACCAAACAUGCCCGUCGCCAUGCCAACUUCCACCCGAGCAUGCUCAAGAGACGAAGUGGGAGUAAUUCAAGAACAGGGUCUGUCAGUGACUACAGCCGCUCAGAUGCCUCAAGUCCAACGAUGAGCCCUGCCAGCUCCCCGUAGACCUACCUGCACUGGAUGUCAGCACUUUGCCUCUAAUACCUAACGCGGAGUUCUGUUUGUGUUGCACACAUUUUAAAGAUCCUAUCGCUUUCCCUCCUCAAUUUUUCCCUGACCCCUACUUUUUAUAUAUAUAUAUAUAUAUAAAAUCAGUAAAUAGCUGCCUCCCACUGCAAUUUUCAGUCACAUUUUCUUCACCCAACCACACAGCGGCCAUUCUAACCUCAUGGACGUAAUGAUGGACUUACAUGUUCCACUUAGUGACUCCUGCUGUCUCAAUAUUUCAUACGUUUUACAACCACAAACAGAUCCUCUUGAUUAUUCUUUAUAAGAAAAUGAGAAAAUCUAAAAAAGAAAAAAAAAAAAUUAAUUCACCUCAGGUGUCAAAAGUAGUUUUGUAAGACCAGAUUGCACAACAUGAACAUACAUAACACUUACAAAUCAACUGUGUUGGAUGGUGUCCCCCUUCUCCUUUCUCAGGGAUGGAUAUUUAUGUUACACAAUAACUACAAUGAAGACACACCCUAACCGCAGCCUUAUUCUGUAAAUAGAUUUGCACUCAGAAGCUUUUUGUUAGGUUCUUUCACACACUGGGGAAAAAAAAAACAGACAAUACAAAAACCAAACCAGUACUGGAAUGUAGUACCAGACUCUUCUAUUGUUUGUAUUCCUGGCUAUACAUCUGCACCGGGGAGCAUCUAAACAGGAUCUUCUUUCUUGAAACUGCCCUCUGCUUUUGACAGCAAGCUACCUUCUCGCGCCACGAUGAAGAGGCUCCCAAACCAACUUCCUAUUCCAAAAAUCUCCAUGAAAUUGAUAAACUACUAAUUAUUUUUGUUUUAUGCCAGAUAAAAUUCUGAGCAAAUAAUUCUAAACAAGAUGCCUUAAGUAAAUAAUGUAAAUCAUGAGGAAACGCGUUUACACUGGGUAACACUGUAUUACAAAGUGACACAGAAUCUCAGAGGCAUUCUUUUUUCUCCAAGUUCUUAAGCUCUCCGCACUGUGGAGCAGCAGGGACCAGCAGAACACUCAAACCAAACCACACUGACUUGAAUGAUUUUCUUUAUCCUUUUGUUUUUUUUUUUUUUAAUUAUUUGUUUUAACUGAACUACGGAAAUAGAGUAACUGAACCAAUGCCCAUCACUGGUUUAUCAAGGUACUUACCUUCUGUACAGUUGUAUCUUAGUAAGACAAAUUGCUUAAGACAGCCUCUGUUUCCUGUUGUAUUGCAAUCAUGGUCACUGAUAAAAGGAAGAGAAAAUUGCAAGGUAUUCUGACUACAAAAAUAAAAUACGCAUUUCUAGGUGUUACAAAAAAAAGGCAUUUUAGCCCUCCUUACAGUUUCUUAAAAACAGAAAUAUCAGCAUAAAGAUUCUGUUAUUUCUGAAGAACUGCUUCGAAGAUAAAGGGAAUCUUAGCUGUUUUUCAAUGAUUUUGAAGUAUUGGGCAAAAUAUAGAGCACGAGGAAGUAGACCUUCAUCAUGUUUUGCAUGGUAAGAAGUACAGCAAAAAACCAGAGCACUGCAAUGUCCCAGAGACAUACGCUUUGUUUUGACUGGUUCUGAUGGUGCAUGCUAUAAAUCAGCCUUUUUGAUCCUGGAAUUUUGGGUGUUUUCUUGUUUUUACUGUAGAUUAUAAAAUGCAGGUGAGUGUAGCACAAUAAGGCAAAACUCUCUAUGCCAAACAUGCCAUUUGAUAUCAAGUUAAUGCUUACCCAUUCCAAAUGAGCUUGUAUCUUACUUGCUAGCUUGCAUUGAUCCAAUUCUGCAAGGUUUUUUUUGUACUGUAUAUUAACUGUGAGAGGCUAAUAUAGAUUCCUAAGUAGUUUCAUGGGUACUUCCAUAAUAUAUACGUUAUUGCUAAUACUAUACUUGUAUGCAUAAAUUUACAGGCAGUUCAAAGUGCAGAUAUUUCAGUAUUUUCUCAUGUUCAUUUGCCUCAGAUUUCACCUCCAGAAAAUCAUCAUCUUCCCCUUCUGAAUUGGAAGUCAUGCUAGGCACAGUUCUACUACUGCAUUUACAGACAAUGAAGGAACAGGGUUCUUUUGUGAAACAAGCAUUGCUGGAUUUCUGGGAUGAGCUGCCUAACCACUGUAUAGUACAGGAAAGCCAGAUUGUUUUACCUCGACAGAUUUCUUUUUUUAGAUCUCAGCUACUGAGAUUAAAAAAGAGUGAAAACCUUAUACUAUUCAGGUAAGAGGAAUUUACAUUCCAAUCAUUUCUGUGACUGAUAAAAGUGUUCUCGUGCUCUAGUCAGGAAAGGCGCAAUUAAGAUAUCCAGCUAAAGGAAUUUUACAGCUCAGCUGGGCCAUGUGCUCAUACUUGCAGUCAUAAACACGUUUGUCACUAUCGUUAGACCAUAAGAGGGAUAUGGAGGGAAAAAAUAACCUAAGUAUCAGCAACAGUCAUAGAUUUUUUGCUCUAACUUCAGUUUGUUCUAAAAUCCCCUUCUCCAACAAGAGCAUCAUUUAAUCUUUAGCAGAGGACAAACCACUCCAGCCCUCUCACUACAGCGUAACGUUCACCAUGAAUCAGUAGAUACACUGCAGAUUUUUAUAGCCUCGAGAAGGAAUAUUGCCACCAUGUUAUUGGUACAAGGAUUACGGGAAAUAGAAAUUACGGGACAACCUAUUCUGAGACAAAAACUAGUUAAUCUUUAACUCAAAUAGUAAUCUAAAACAUUUUAUGUAUUUUCCUUACAGAGAUUGCUAACAGCAGUAACUCGAGGCUAUGAUGAAAGAAAAAAAAAGACUGGGACAAAGUUGAAUUUCCAGUUGAGCCAGUUCAUCUAAUAUGAAGGCUGUGAGACUGCAUGUAGCCAAAAUAGCCACACUUUCAGUAGAUUCUCUGCAACUUGCCAUUAAAUUUAUUAUUAUUAUUAUUUUUAAACAUCUUAGCUGUAAACACCUCAGAGUCUGGUAGGCUGACAGCUGAAUUGCCAAGUUUUAAAAUCCUGGUUAGAGCUUCAGAUCUCUCCAUUAAACACGUAGUAAAUGAUAGUUCUAGGAUACAAAAACGAAUUCCAAACCACUGGUAGUUUUCAGUGCUGAAUGUAGGAGAAAACGUCUCUUGAUAUUAUCAUACAUGAAGUGAGAGUUUGGGGUUUUGCCAAGCAGAAAAACCAGCAAGCUCUUGUGACUCUGCACACAAUUUUUUCUUCUCAGAUUUGCAGAUAUAAGAAGUCUGAACAGUUUGCAUUUUUAAAUCUGGUCACUUGUUCAAACUAACCUCAGAUUUUUACCUUUUUGUUGUUUCACCCAGCUGUGUGACCCAAUCUGGUCUUCUCGCCUAGCAGCUGGUACUGCAUGCUCAGGAAAUAACUGCUCUGGGAAGGUGUGAAUUUCGUCCUACUUCUCAUUUCCCUGUGCAAUCUGUUGAGGUGCAUCCUCACAAACUAUAAAGUCGCCUUAAUUUUUUUUAUUUUUUAUUUUUUUUAAUUUCAGAACCCAGGAACGGGUUUAUUAAUAUUAAAAAGCCCCAAGAGUUGCUUUCCUUUUCUUCAGCCAUGAUUCUAUCUUCCUUUCAGGAUCUGAGCUGAUCUGCUUUGCUAUAAAAAAGAGUGCAAAUUAAAAUCACCACCCUACUACCAUCAUCCAAUUGCAACUGAAGGCACUCACAGUCUCCCUCCCAAACUAUCAGCUCAGGUCUUAGCAUUGGGUCAAGAUGUUAACUGUAGUACAUGAAAACAGAAAUGAAAGAAGUAUUAAUGUCCUCCAGAUGUCUAAGCAAUUUUUUUUGCUGAUAUAAGACUUGCCCUUAGAAACUCAUUCCAUUAACCCCAUCCUACGCCCAGGAUUUCUUUUUCAUCCUCCUUCUUAUAAAGCAGUCCUGGUAAACCACAGGCAGCUAGAUUUUAUUGUGAGAAUUCUUUAUAUCUGCAAAUUACUUAUUCUUUGCUCUUGUAAUACAUGCAUAGCAUUUGCUUACAUUACAUAACUGCAGAAGUACAUAUUCAUAACCAAACAUUGGAAGCCUGUGUUUGGUAACACCUGAUUCUCGUUCGUACCCAACCUUGAGUACUGCAUUAAUACUUGCAAUAACUUUCAGUUCUGUGAGCAUGUGUACACCCUUAAAACCUCAUUACCUUCUACCCAGAAGUUCAGCGCUUUUCUUUUUUCAUGCAGUCAGACAGGAAAAAGCUGUCUAAGAAGCUUACCUGUUUGAAGGUAUUCACAUUCAACCUGGUUUUCUUUCCCAAGAGUUUUAGGAUUUGCACUGUGUGAAAUGCAUUCUUGUUUUGGGGAAUACAAUUUAUAAAGAAUAAGAAAAAUGAAUUCUGCAUACUAAAGCUUGCUUUUCCAUUGCCAUUUGAUUUACUUAUUUCACCAGGUGAUGCCUACAAACUGACUUUCAGGUGCUGUUUUACUCCCUCACACCAUCUGUUCAUGCAUUGGGUGCUAACAUAUAGUCUGUGUCAGUGAACAGAAUGAUGAACAUCUGUAUUUUGAACAUUCUGGAAGAUAAUUUUCUCUUUGCUAUGAAAGUGGUGAUGUGCUGGAGCAGGCUGCCCAGAGAGGCUGUGGAUGCCCCUGGAGGUGUUUGGGGCUGGGUUCGAUGGGGCCCUGGGCAGCCUGGUCAAGUAUUCGAUAUGGAGUUUGGUGGCCCUGCAUGCGGCAGAGGGGAUGGAGCUUCAUGAUCCUUGAGGUCCCUUCCAACCCAAGCCGUUCUAUGGUUCUGCAAAGCUCUAGCUUUAGGAAGUUGAGAAUAGCCAAACUCUACUGGUUUAGCUCAUAAACCAGAAGAGAGAAUGCAAGAAUCCACUGAUAUACGAUUUUUUUUAAUAUUAAUUUUUAAAGUGUAUGCACACAGAUGUCUAUAUGUCUAUUGCACAGUAUGUGUGUGUGUGCAUACAUAAAUACAUAGCAGUGUAUAUGCACUACACUAAGAAUAAUGAAGGGAUGUCUACAGAGCAAAACUAGGUAUCCAUUUCAUUCUAACUAGCGAUGGGUCUGAACCAAAAUCCUAGAUCCAAACAACAUUGCCUUUGGAAAGUUUGAAUCUGGACUGGGUUGGCUUUUUUUGAGAUUUGUGGUUUAGUUUCAUCUCUGGUUACAGCUGUAGUUCCUUACGUGUACACGCAUUGUGAGGGAUGUGUGUGCAUGUGCACAUGUGCUUAUCCACGUGUGCCUGCCUCUGUGGGUGACAAUGUGCGUGCCAGUAAGUGUGCACAUGUUUACAUAUGUACUUUCAGCUUUCGGGAACUGUAAUGUUACUGGUGUCAUCUUCACCUUCUCCUGGACAGUUCUGUCUACAGCACAUGAAUACUUCCAUGGGUCACUUUCAACUCUAUAAAUCACUACAUUGAAGUAUUACAGUUGUACAGUUAUAUAUUUCAUCUAUACUUGCUCUGCUGUAACUUUUUACGUAUUUUGUACUUCAUAGAUUAUAUAUUGUGAUAAUGUCUAUACAGCAACAGUAAAAAAAGCAAAAAGGAAGAAAAUUAACAACUGUAAAGCAUCGUCUUAACAUGUAUGCAUGGUUAGUGACGUUUACAUUUUUCAAAAUAAAAUUUGUUAUAUGAAA
This is a messenger RNA of Tympanuchus pallidicinctus (lesser prairie-chicken), 6720 nucleotides long. It is a transcript of the gene KLF13, whose product is annotated as KLF transcription factor 13. Lineage: Eukaryota; Metazoa; Chordata; Aves; Galliformes; Phasianidae. Gene Ontology annotation, biological process: regulation of transcription by RNA polymerase II. The coding region runs from base 368 to 1201 and encodes 277 amino acids. The record is from RefSeq and is a predicted model, not a curated record. Gene Ontology annotation, molecular function: RNA polymerase II cis-regulatory region sequence-specific DNA binding; DNA-binding transcription factor activity, RNA polymerase II-specific. The transcript is spliced from 3 exons.